Molecule: messenger RNA, 2693 nt
Organism: Dalotia coriaria
Lineage: Eukaryota; Metazoa; Arthropoda; Insecta; Coleoptera; Staphylinidae
Gene: Flo2
Product: flotillin-2
Exons: 5
Coding region: 581-1462 (293 amino acids)
Biological process (GO): protein localization to plasma membrane; regulation of myoblast differentiation
Cellular component (GO): plasma membrane; flotillin complex; cytoplasmic vesicle
Source: RefSeq, a predicted model, not a curated record
UUGCAACUAGUUUAGUCGAGUUUUUGAGUUAUUAAAGUGUCUGCGCGUGUUUGUUUCGCUCUGUCAGUCAUCAUAUCCGCACGCGGAUUAUAUUUCGCUGUUUUUGCAUUAUUUUUGUUUUAAAUAAAUUAUACUUUUUGUGAGAUGGUUGUAUUGUACUCGUAAAGCUGAGCAAGCGUUUGUUACAAAUACAAAAAUGUGCGGGUUUUGUUUGAAUCACCUGGUGGCUAGACGAAAAUAAACCGAAACGUUUUGUUUUUGGGAAAUAUUACGGAAGACGGAAGACAGUCGGCAGUCUGGAAGUUGUUUGAGUGGUUGAAGGACGUUCGGAAAUUAUUCUUACAUAUAUAUUGAGUUUACAUGAUUAGUUACCGGUUUAGAUUUGUUUGGAACGUGUGAUAAGUAUUUUUGUUUUAUUUUGUUAAAAUGUCGAUUGUUGGACCUGCGUUAAGUUUGGGAUUAACUAUUGUUGGAACAGUCGCAGUUGUCAAAACGAACUCUUACAGUCGAAGAAGUGUACCGCGAUCGAGAUCAGUUCGCAGCGCUGGUACGCGAGGUGGCAGCGCCGGACGUCGGCCGGAUGGGCAUCGAGAUCCUCAGCUUCACCAUCAAGGAUGUCUAUGAUGAUGUGCAAUAUUUGGCGUCGCUCGGCAAAGCGCAGACGGCGAUGGUGAAGCGCGACGCUGACGCCGGCGUCGCUGAAGCCAAUCGUGAUGCUGGCAUACGCGAAGCUGAGUGUCAAAAAUCCGCCAUGGAUAUUAAAUAUUCCACUGAUACAAAGAUCGAAGAUAAUUCAAGGAUGUUUAAGCUUCAGAAGGCUAAUUUUGAUCAGGAAAUUAAUACUGCUAAAGCCGAAGCACAAUUGGCUUAUGAAUUGCAAGCUGCCAAGAUUCGUCAGAAGAUACGUAACGAAGAGAUCCAAAUCGAAGUUGUCGAAAGACGUAAGCAGAUCGAGGUGGAAGUGCAGGAAGUCAUGCGAAAGGAGCGUGAAUUAAACGCAACUGUACGUCUCCCAGCAGAAGCGGAAUCAUACCGUGUGCAGAUGAUUGCCGAAGGUAAACGUACACAUACAGUACAAGCAGCUAUGGCGGAGGCGGAGAAGAUAAAAUUGAUUGGACAAGCCGAGGCGGAAACCAUCGCUAUUAUGGGUAAAGCGGAAGCGGAGCGUAUGAGGCAGAAAGCCGCUGUUUACCAACAGUAUGGCGAAGCUGCCAAGAUGGCGAUUGUUUUGGAAGCAUUACCAAAGAUUGCUGCUGAAAUUGCUGCCCCCCUGGCAAAAACCGAAGAGAUUGUGUUGUUGAGUGGAAAUGAUAAUACCACCGCAGAUGUAACUCGCCUUGUCGGCCAAUUACCGCCGGCAAUUCACGCCCUCACCGGCGUGGACUUGUCGAAGGUUUUGGGUAAAUUACCUGGAGCAACCACAACUGGCCAGAUCACCACGCCUCAGGUUGCCGUCAAAUAAUGAACGUACCAUAUGCGGCCAUAAGUAAUUUUGUUAUUUGACAACAUACACCACUUAUUGAUAAAAGCAAAACCACACUAACCGAAAUUUAAACAAAACUUAAAAUCUAGGAGCGCCUUUUUGCGGAAAUAAAAUGAUAUUCAAGAGUUAAUAUUUUCACGGAUAUUUUUGUGUAGCACUGAGACAUAUUUGAAACAAUUUACGUUACCAGCACACACAGACACACACUUACACGAAUUUUCUUACUCGAUGCGAAUAAAUACAAAAUAUGUGUUCAACUGUUCGACUUUUAGAACUCUACAUACAAUCUAAACUUAAUCGAGAAUCUUAACUAUGAAAAUCUAAUAUGAAUGAGGACAAAACAAAAACAAAAAACAAAUGCGUGUUGUAGCUGAAAUAAAAUAAAUGAAAUAUAUAUUAGAUCUAGCUGAUGAAAGCUGAGUAAUGAACAAAAAAUAAUGUUUAAACAGAAACUAUUUCGAGUUAUAGAAGUGUACACUGUGUAUUUUUACAUAAAUCUUCAAGUUUUCGAUGUUUUUGAAGCGUUUUUUGACGUGUUUAGUGCGCAGAUUUCGAUUCUUAUGUUAACGACCAAGUAGAUGAUGAUUUUCUCUGGGUUGGCUGCCGUAAAUAAUGUAAGCAGAUUUUUAGCUGUCUCGAUGUGAAACGUAACGCAAGAACACUUAUUUUGUGUCUGUUGUUUUCUCGAAUCUUUGCAUUUAGCAGAUGGAUUUUAGUACUUGUAGCUGAAUAUGAUAUUUUUAUACCUGAUGAAAAUUAAAAUGCUACUCAAACGGAAUGCUGUCGAAUUCCACCUAAACAGGAUCAGAAUUUUGAAUUGUAAUUAAACUUUUAAUGAAUUGAUUUUAAUUCUAAUAGAAAUGAUCUGAUUUCUCAUGAAUAUCGUUUGUAAUAGUCUUGUACUUGUUUGCGUAUUGAUUUAUUUGUUUGUUUGUAGGAAAUAUUGCGUUAGUUUAGUAACAAAAUUAAAAUAUUCUUGUAUUCAUGUAUAUUUUUAUGCCACUAUGAUUAUUUAAACAAUAUUGUUUUUCUAUUGUAUUCUAUACUCUGAACAACUUUUAUUAUCACACUGCGCAUAGAAAAUUCGAUGUGUUAUGUAUUUUUGUGUUAGUUUUAAGCUGAGAUUAUUUUGUACGUUCACUUCUUAUUUGCUUGUCUUAUGGACUCAAAGAAAUGUCAUAAAUAUUAUAAAUAAACGCUAUGAAAUGUA